AAUAAAGGCAAUCCAUUAUCAUUUUACUCAUCAUCGACUAUUUUGAUCUUGCCGUGUGGACCUGCUUGAUUCCUACGUUUGGUGAAUUCUAAGCUUCUGCUUUUUUUAUGUCUUUUCUUUGGAUCUACCUCGAUGCUUGAUUAAUUUCUCUGUUGCUGUAAAUUCUCUAUUCAUUUCAUUCUCUUUCAAAUUAAACUUUAGUUAAUUCAUUGGAUUAUAUUGCCCAUCAUCUUAUUCGGGGAUUCCGCUGGUUUUCCUCUUCUUUUGCAGUUUCUGUUCUUGUUCAGAUGGUUGUUUGCUUAUUUCUUUGUCGUGCCUAUUGAGAUAGUCAUCUGGAAUAUAUCAUGGGUUGAUGAAAAUUUUGAGAUUAACAAUUGGAUAUAAGGGGAGUAAUUUGUGUUCCUUCAAAUCUGCAGUCUACCUGAGCUUAUGUGAAUUUUGCUAAUUUUAAAUGACAGUAUCUAUAUGGUCAUGCCCUCGUGCUUAAUCCUUAUGGGUCGUAUAAUUGGGGUUUGAUAUAUUUGGAUUUUGAUUUUAUUAGAGGGAUAUAUAUGAAUGAAUUUGGCCCUCAGAGAUAGGGUUUUGAUGCUUAUAUUGUAUUAAUGGCGAGUCCAGCUGAACUGUCCUCAUCGAUCAGUUUCACGUCAUCUUCUCAUGUCUCUAAUGGCUCUAUUAAUAAUAAAGAUGCCCUUGGAGGCUCUGAGAUGGGGCUCAAUCUCGAUAUCAUCAGCUUAAGUAAGCUAAGCAGUAAUCUGGAGCAACUUUUAUGUGAUUCCAAUAGUGAUUUCAGUGAUGCGGAUAUUGUAGUUGAAGGCACUAGUGUUGGUGUUCACCGAUGUAUAUUAGCUGCUAGGAGUAAAAUUUUUUGUGAUCGUUUUGGAAAAGACAAGGGAUCCAUUGGGAAGGAAAGCAGACCGAAGUACUUUAUGACAGACCUGUUGCCUUAUGGCCAGGUUGGAUAUGAGGCUUUUCUUAUUUUCUUGAGCUACUUAUACACAGGAAAGCUAAGGUCAUCUCCACCAGCAGUGUCAACGUGCGUUGAUAGCAUUUGCGCCCAUGAUGCCUGCAGACCUGCCAUCAACUUUUCUGUGGAAUUGAUGUAUGCGUCCACUAUUUUUCAAGUUUCGGAACUGGUCUCACUUUUUCAGCGUCGACUUCUGAACUUGGUCAGCAAGGCUAUUGUAGAAGAUGUUAUCCCAAUACUGAUGGUAGCCUAUCAUUGUCAAUUACCUCAACUUCUAACACAGUGUGUCCAUAGAGUGGCACGAUCAGACCUUGAGUCCGUUGCUAUUGAAACUGAGCUUCCAUACAACAUUGCAGAGGAUAUUAGAUUGUUCCGCCUUAAUUCUGGGGCUGAAAAUGAGGUAACCGUUGAUCCCUUGCACGAGAAGAGAAUUAAGAGAAUACACAAGGCAUUGGACUCGGAUGAUGUUGAACUUGUCAGGCUUCUCCUAACUGAAUCUGAUAUAACCUUAGACGAAGCCUACGCUCUCCACUAUGCUGUUGCAUAUUGUGAUCCUAAGAUAGUAUCUGAGGUUCUUAGUCUAGGUUUGGCUGAUGUCAACCUUCGGAAUAGGCGGGGUUACACUGUGCUUCACAUUGCUGCUAUGCGCAAGGAGCUAUCAAUUAUAGUUUCUCUUUUGACUAAGGGAGCAAUUGCAUCAGAAAUGACAAUGGAAGGACAAAGUGCAGUUAGCAUUUGUAGGAGAUUGACGAGGCCGAAAGAUUAUCAGGCAAAGACGGAGCAGGGGCAGGAAGCAAACAAAGACAGGAUAUGCAUUGAUGUUUUGGAGAGAGAGAUGCACAGGAAUCCAAUGGCUGGAGAUGUGUUGAUGUCUUCCCUGACAAUGGCUGAUGAUCUGCAUAUGAAACUGCUCUACCUAGAAGACAGAGUAGCAUUUGCACGAAUGUUUUUCCCCACUGAAGCUAAGCUAGCUAUGGAAAUUGCACAUGCUGAGACAACUUCUGAGUUAGCUGGCCUUCUAUCAUUAAAAGGUUCGAGUGGGAACUUGAGGGAGGUUGAUCUGAAUGAGACACCCCACAUGCAGAACAAAAGGUUCCUCGCAAAAAUGGAAACCCUCUCAAGAACAGUUGAGUUGGGUCGUUGGUAUUUCCCUCAUUGCUCUCAAGUGCUGGAUAGGUUUAUGGAGGAUGACUUGCCCGAUCUAUUCUAUCUAGAGAAGGGUACUCCGGAGGAGCAGAGAAUAAAGCGGACACGCUUUAUUCAACUCAGAGAUGAAGUUCAAAGGGCAUUCAACAAGGACAAAUCCGAGCUUCACGGCUCCAGAUUAUCUUCAUCUUCCACCAAACAGGGCGUAAAUUACAAAGCAAGGAAAUUGUAAAGAUGCAUUAUGAUUUAUGCAUCUGAAAUAAUCUUGACAAAUUAUACUCUUUUGGAUUGAAGAUAGAGUCUUUAACAAACUCGAAGUGGAUGUUUGUGUAAAAUUUUGGAGGGAAUAAACUGUUUUCCUAGUAUAAGAUAGGUGCAAGCGUGAAUCUAUACUAAACUUGUGGUGUUAAAACUGGUGCAAGAGAUCUUUAAGGAAAUGUUAUAUUGUUUGUCGGAUCGAGGUAA
Molecule: messenger RNA, 2575 nt
Organism: Olea europaea var. sylvestris
Lineage: Eukaryota; Viridiplantae; Streptophyta; Magnoliopsida; Lamiales; Oleaceae
Product: regulatory protein NPR3-like
Exons: 4
Coding region: 603-2342 (579 amino acids)
Biological process (GO): regulation of jasmonic acid mediated signaling pathway; defense response to bacterium; defense response to fungus
Cellular component (GO): nucleus
Molecular function (GO): protein binding
Source: RefSeq, a predicted model, not a curated record